AUGAUCCAACAGAUUGAAAUCCCGGAAGACCAGACGGCGAAUCAGGCCAUCCUUGACGAAGAGACCGAUGAAGACACUGAUAUCGAGGACCUCGAGGAUGAUGACAUCAGAAUGGCUGAAGAUAACGAAGUCGAGGAGCAGGGACAACAACAAAGCGAAGAGCAGGAAAAAGAAGACUACGGGAGAGCGCGGGAGCUGGAAGAUGCAUACCUAACGCCACCAGCUUCUGACCCGGAGGAAGAAGAACCACAUGGAGUCUUUUCGGUUCACUUUCCAUACGCUGACCCUAAUGGGGUGGUGCUGGAUCAGUCAUACAUCGACCGUUUUGCCGACUUCGUCCCGGUGCCAAUUGAGGACGGGGUGCACGGAGCCUUCACAGCAGGAAGGUUGUUCAGACCGAAAAGCGCAAAAGUCCACAAGAGAGACCUACCCGAGCCUCCACAGACGCAGAAGCAACUAGAAAAACACCCGUAUAGAGAGGAAUUCACCCAGGCUCAGAGAGACCACCUGGCCUCACAUGCGGAAAUGGGCUCGUUUGACGAGGUCUUCUGGACGAAGGCUGCUGGAAAGCAGUGCAAAGCUCGCCUCGUUGUCUGUGGCAAUCAGCAAGAAAAGGGGGACCUGCCUACUCGAGCGACUACCCUCGCAGGAAUGUCGUUUCGUACGCUAAUGGCCAUUGCCGCGAAACACGACCUCGAAUUGGAACAGAUGGAUGCAGUCAAUGCUUUUGUUCAUGCCCCCCUCGACGACGAAGAAGUUAUCUUCAUGAGGAUGCCACCGGGGUUCCAGAAGAGGGGGAAAGUCCUACGCCUGAGAAAAGCUCUCUACGGACUACGCCGCUCGCCGCUCCUCUGGCAACAGAUGCUUACGUCGUCUCUAGAGGAACUGGGAUUCAGAAAAGUUCCCCAGGAGCCGUGUGUCAUGAUGAAGGGAGCGGUGACCGUCUUCUUCUACGUUGAUGACAUCAUCUGGGCAUUCCGGAAGGAGGACGAAGGGGUCGUCGAAGAAGCUACUCGGGGACUACAGAAAAAGAUCAACCUAACUCGGCUUGAGAACCUCGCUGGUUCUUGGGAUUCGUAUCCUCCGCGAUCGUCAAAGGAAGACGCUUUGGCUGACGCAAGACGCCUAUAUCGACAAGAUCGCGUAUAA
This is a messenger RNA of Hirsutella rhossiliensis, 1149 nucleotides long. RefSeq names its product reverse transcriptase (RNA-dependent DNA polymerase) domain-containing protein. The record is from RefSeq and is a predicted model, not a curated record. Lineage: Eukaryota; Fungi; Ascomycota; Sordariomycetes; Hypocreales; Ophiocordycipitaceae. The coding region runs from base 1 to 1149 and encodes 382 amino acids. The transcript is spliced from 3 exons.